Molecule: messenger RNA, 2057 nt
Organism: Sinocyclocheilus rhinocerous
Lineage: Eukaryota; Metazoa; Chordata; Actinopteri; Cypriniformes; Cyprinidae
Gene: slc5a9
Product: solute carrier family 5 member 9
Exons: 13
Coding region: 1-1971 (656 amino acids)
Biological process (GO): transmembrane transport
Cellular component (GO): plasma membrane
Molecular function (GO): D-glucose:sodium symporter activity
Source: RefSeq, a predicted model, not a curated record
AUGCCAGCUUCACCUGAGCUUGUAACGGGCACCCCAGAGCCCGAGGUGCCUAGGAAGUUUACUUUGGAGGCUGCUGUUAUUGCUGUGGUUGUGGUUUAUUUUGUGUUUGUGUUGGCAGUCGGAAUAUGGGUAAGUGAAAAGCCGACAGUGGGUGGAUACUUCUUGGCUGGGCAAUCCAUGACCUGGUGGCCAAUUGGAGCCUCUUUAAUGUCGAGUAGCGUAGGCAGCGGUCUGUUCAUUGGAUUAGCAGGAACAGGAGCCGCAGGGGGACUCGCAGUUGGGGGAUUUGAGUGGAAUGCAGCAUGGGUCCUCAUUGCCUUGGGCUGGAUCUUUGUGCCCGUGUAUAUUUCUGCUGGAGUGGUCACAAUGCCAGAGUAUCUGAGGAAGAGGUUCGGGGGUCAGCGCAUCCAAAUCUACAUGAGUGUGCUCUCUCUCAUCCUCUACAUUUUCACCAAGAUAUCAACAGACAUUUUUUCAGGGGCUUUAUUCAUCCAGGUGUCUCUGGGAUGGGACCUGUAUGUCUCCACCGUUGUGCUGCUAGUCGUCACUGCACUCUAUACUAUAGCUGGUGGCCUGACAGCAGUUAUCUACACUGAUGCCUUACAGACCGUCAUCAUGAUAAUAGGAGCAUUUGUCCUCAUGUUCAUAGCAUUCGACAAAGUUGGCUGGUAUGAGGGUUUGCUGGUUCAGUAUGAGAGAGCUGUACCUGCUAUCACAGUUCCCAACACCACUUGUCAUCUUCCUCGGUCCGACGCCUUUCAUAUCUUCAGAGAUCCAGUGACAGGAGAUCUUCCUUGGCCAGGCCUAAUUUUUGGACUCACUGUUCUGGCCACAUGGGUGUGGUGCACAGACCAGGUGAUAGUGCAAAGGUCUCUCUCUGCCAAAAACUUGUCCCAUGCCAAAGGCGGUUCGGUACUCGGUGGCUACCUCAAGGUCUUCCCUAUGUUCUUCGUCGUUAUGCCAGGAAUGAUCAGCAGAGCUCUCUACCCAAAUGAAGUAGGAUGUGUGGAUCCUGGUGAGUGUAUGGAGAUCUGUGGGGCCAGUGUUGGCUGCUCUAACAUUGCCUACCCAAAGUUAGUUGUGGAGCUCAUGCCAGUGGGUUUGAGAGGUCUGAUGAUCGCUGUAAUGAUGGCAGCACUCAUGUCCUCUCUCACCUCUAUAUUCAACAGUAGCAGCACUCUGUUCACCAUGGACAUAUGGCAACGUAUUCGGCCCCGGGCCACUGAGAGAGAGCUCAUGGUAGUGGGCAGGGUGUUCAUUUUAUUGCUAAUGGCCCUGAGCAUUGUGUGGAUUCCAGUCAUUCAAACAGCUAAUAGUGGACAACUCUUUGACUACAUUCAGUCAAUCACUAGCUACCUGGCACCUCCCGUCACCACAGUGUUCAUUAUGGCAAUCUUAUGGGGGCGAGUAAAUGAACAGGGUGCUUUUUGGGGUCUGAUGGUGGGACUAGUGGUGGGCACUGUGAGGAUGGUAAUGGAAUUUGUGUACAGCACCCCAUCAUGCAGAGAAAAAGACCUGCGCCCUGCCCUGCUGAAAGAUGUGCACUACCUGUAUUUUGCUCUCAUCCUGCUUGCACUGACAGCUCUGAUCAUCACAGCUGUCAGCCUCUGCACUGCACCUAUUCCAGAGCAACAUCACGUUCGUUUGACCUGGUGGACAAGACACAGUAAGAAGGAACGUGUAGAGCUGGAAGACCCCUGGGCUAGAGGGUCCCAACCAGCAGGCUCUGCUCCAAGCACUACAGAGUCAGAGGGGUCGGAUGAGGAUACGCCUGCAUGGUGGAAGCGUGCUGGAAUGUGGCUGUGUGGUCUCUCCCAUGUGGCUAAACAAGAGAUGAGUGAGGAGGAACAGAAGGCUCUGGAAAGGAAACUCACCAGUAUUGAAGAAGACCACACCUGGAAGACUGUCUGCAAUGUUAAUGCCCUUAUUUUACUCACUGUCAAUGUCUUUCUUUGGGGGUACUUUGCGUAAAUAGCUUGGAAGGACCCCUUUUUUUUUUUUUUUUUUUAAGAAAUUCAACAAUACUGGUGAAAAACACAUCUGGUUGUCUGCAAUUA